Molecule: messenger RNA, 1101 nt
Organism: Annulohypoxylon truncatum
Lineage: Eukaryota; Fungi; Ascomycota; Sordariomycetes; Xylariales; Hypoxylaceae
Product: lytic polysaccharide monooxygenase
Exons: 2
Coding region: 176-1090 (304 amino acids)
Source: RefSeq, a predicted model, not a curated record
ACCACAUCUAAGAGUAGGUUUUACGCUACUCUCGCAUUUAGCUGCUGCUCACGUCAUCCUCGAGACUCCUAAGCCCUUUCGUUUUGUUCAAUAUGGACCGAGUAAUCCAAUUUCACCAACGGGCUCGGACUUUCCUUGUAAAAUACCAGCUGGCAAAACAUUUGAACUUGACGGCAUGCCAACAGUUAUGGCCAUAGGAGAUGAACAGACAACUACGUUUUCUGGCAACGCGGUACACGGGGGAGGCUCUUGUCAACUAAGCCUGGCAGGUCCGGUCCACAACGGUUCUUGGGCAGAUUACCCCUUAAGGAAUUCCAACUGGAAAGUAAUCCAUUCAAUUGAAGGUGGGUGUCCAGCGCGCAACCAAAAAGGAAACAUUGAUGGCCCAAAUCCGAAUAAGUACUCAUUCAAGAUACCGGAAGGGAUCGAGCCUGGAGACUACAUAUUUUCAUGGACUUGGCUAGCUCGAAUCGGCGGGGAACCGGAAUACUACCAAAAUUGCGCCCCGGUAACUGUAACCCCCUCCAAGAUCAAACGCAAGACUAAAUCAGAGCGUCGAGCAUAUCUUGCUAGGAGGACGGAGUUUCCCGAGCUCUUCAUGGCCAACAUGGGAGAAGUCUCAGGAGGUUGUACAACUGAAGAUGCUUUGAGAGAACAGCUUGCUAUUGCGUUCCCCGAUCCGGGUCUCUCAGUUGACCACCCAGAAGGGACCGCGAAUUUGUUUAAGCAGCAAUGCGAUGGGAACCCGCGGGCGAGAAAGGGUCAGGGCGAAAAUUUUGAGGCUAAACCGACCUCUACGCUAACGGAAGGAUCAUCGCCCGUCUUCUCUUCUACUUCAGCCUCCGUUACUUCAGCUUCUUCGACAACCUCGUCAUCGUCCGCUAAGGUAAUAUCGACCCUCACAUCUGAUCCAGUAGUAAUUACUACCUCGCCUUUUGAAACAUGUAUCGAGGGCCAUCUUACUUGUCUUGAAGACAGCACUCAUUUUGCAAUAUGUACUGGUGGGCAGCUAACGGCUCCCCAGCCUGUACCGGCUGGAUUCAAGUGUAGGGCUGGGUCUAGUAUCGGACUUGACACUUACCCAGCAUAACGUUCUUUUCC